UCCUCCUCAAAUAGAGCAACAUGGCAAUACGAUGAUUCAUGUGAAAACGUUUACUUGUUUUGUGAUGCUGGCAAGAAUAAUACAUGCGAUUACAAGACGUGUUCCAAUACAGAUUAUAUUCAAGGAUGGGAUGAGACCGCAUAUAAAUUUCCUGCUCGUUGUAGUAAUCAGAUGUAUUGCCCUGAUAGUGGAUCCAGGUGCACUCCGCUUGUUCAAGUAGGCGGUAUCUGCGAACUGCAAAGAGACGAUGAAUGCAGCGGUAAAGAAUCCGUUUGCUUAAAUGGAAUUUGUUACAUUAAGGGAUCGCCCUUGGGAGGCAAUUGUGGCUCAGACAGGACGGAUUAUACAUCGUAUGAUGCCAAGGGAGCAGCUCUUCAACAAACCAUUAUUCGUGACAACUGUACGGAAGGCACGUACUGUAACGAUGGACAACAUGUAUGUGUAGCCUCUGUGGGGCUUGAUCAUGACUGUUGGCAAGACCGAGAAUGUAUCUCUGGUACCUGUUCAGACGAUGGUAAAUGCAUGAAUGGACCUGAUGUAUUCCAUACGAUUGCAAACUGGUUAUGGGCGGUUUUAGGAUGUUCUAUAUUUGUCUUUGUGAUUCUCACAUUAGGAGUUCUUUGGAUCCUGCAUCGAUAUCAAUCACGCAAAGAACAUGAAAAGUCCGCUAAAUUCUUUGGUGAUAAUGAUGAAUUUUACAAGAAAUAUCAAAUGCAACAGGGUAAUGAUUCUACUGCUCGUUUGGUCUCGUCUGGUGCAGAUAUGCCUGACAGUAGUCGUACCAGUGUCGUCUAUCUCACUACACCCGAUUAUAAUGAAUCAGCCGCACUUGCUCAGGCAGGAGCGGAUUCUCAUAAUUUACCUACACCCCCACCUGUACCUGCACCCAGUAACAGUGCAAGUGCUUUGGCACCAUUGUUACAUGGGAAAGGGUUUAGUUUUGGACAUGCAAGUUCAUCCAACAUGUCAACAGCAACUGAUGUGGGUUAUUACCGCAAUAAUUAUAAUUCUAGUCUCCCCUUUUAUUCGCGACAACCUUCACCACCAACUUCAUCUCAUGUCAUUCAACAACAACAACAACAACAACAACAGCAACACAUACAGCAGCAGCAACUGCCUAUGCAAGUUACACCACCUCCUCCUCCACCUCCGCUCAACACUUCUACUACCACCACCACUACUACUUCAUUCUUAUAUAAUCAUAAAGAAAUUAUGCCAAAGGAAGUAAAAGAAUACAAUGAUCUGAUGACUUGGAUGGAUAAUGAGUUUUGGGAACAAGCGGACGAAAUCUAUCAAGAAAAAUUAUUAAAUCUACAAACCGAACUACUCAACAUUCAAAAAGGAACUCAUUCGGCAUUCAGGGAAAUGAUUGCUGACUAUGAAUUCAAGAGAGAAAAAACAAUUACUGAUGCAGAAUGCUUCAUGAAGUAUCAAAUUUCAUUUAUCGAGCAAUAUUUCGAUCAAGACAUCAAUGCAUUGGAAGAUGAAUACGAGAUUGAAAGAAGACAUUUACAAGAUACCUUGAUUACCUCUAUUGAAGACAGAAGAAGACAAAUCAAAGACGAUAAGGAAGACACCAAUGGUAAUAGUAUUCUUUCUCUCUUUGUAUUUUGUUACUGA
Messenger RNA from Mucor mucedo, 1620 nucleotides. Its product is annotated as Sds3-like-domain-containing protein. The annotation marks the transcript as partial. The transcript has 9 exons. Lineage: Eukaryota; Fungi; Mucoromycota; Mucoromycetes; Mucorales; Mucoraceae. The record is from RefSeq and is a predicted model, not a curated record.